Messenger RNA from Lynx canadensis (Canada lynx), 3568 nucleotides. RefSeq names its product zinc finger protein 385C (gene ZNF385C). Lineage: Eukaryota; Metazoa; Chordata; Mammalia; Carnivora; Felidae. Gene Ontology annotation, cellular component: nucleus. Bases 717 to 2375 code for a protein of 552 amino acids. The record is from RefSeq and is a predicted model, not a curated record. The transcript is spliced from 8 exons. Gene Ontology annotation, molecular function: zinc ion binding; nucleic acid binding.
CCCCCUUCCCUCCGCCCAGACAGCCUGGGGCCCUGAGCACUCUAGGGGCCAAGACAGACUCUAGGUGACUGUGCUGCACCCAAGCUGACCCCCUAACUGUGGCCUUCCAACCACCUGCCCCGUGCUUCCUCCGCUCCACGCUGAGUACUAACCCAGCCCCGUGGGCUGUGGAGGAAGGGCUGUGUCGAGGGGGUCCUGGGCGAGCCCACGGAGAUGUUGGGUUUGGGGACACCCUCAGGAUCACUCCUGCCCUUGCCAGAGUUUGGGGAGGAGUAGCUCACCAUUUUCCCUCUGGACCCAGCCCAGGUUUGGGCCAUAGAAAAGCUGAGGAGUCUUGGUUGGAGGGAGAAAGGAAGACUGGGUCUGAGGGAUUGAGGGAAAGGGGAAUGGGUCCUUGGCUGUUAGCUCCCUGCCUGGCAGCAUCUCUUCUCUUCAGAUAGGACUAGACGGCAGAUGACUUCCUUGGUGUCGACACAGCACAGCACCCUCUCUGUGCACAAGCUACCAGUUCAAGGGAGGUGGGGGUGGUGCCCUACCUCCCCACCCACUGGUAGGCUGCCUAUAUGUGGCUGUGUAUAUAGAUAUACACAUCUACAAAUGUAAAAUAAAUCUAUCCUAUCUUGCAUAUCGUUAACACACAAAAAAUCGAAAAGGACUUCUUCCGGCUUUGCAAUGACAGAGUCCAGAAAAGUUUCAACGGACUGCAUUUAUUUCUAAUGUUCUUCUUCCUCAAAGUCUGGUUGCUCCCCAAAGUUCUGAGCCUUCCCCCACCCUUGCCUCAGACCUUUAAGACCAAAGACUGUAAAACCACAGGGCUGGAAGGGCCAACUCUGAGGACCAGCCUCGGGCCACACCCAGGAGCUGGAGGGCUUUUUGCCUCCUGGGAGAAGGAGUUGGGGCCUCGCCAGAGCUGGGGAGGGGGGGGGGGGAGGACACAUCCCUUCAGAUUCCAAUGGGUUUCCCAUCCCCUCUGUCAGCCUUGCUGUGACUGUGUGGGCAUUAGUGAGAGGGGUUUGGGUUUAACUUGCAAUAAACUGGAAACCCAGUGCAUCUCGCAGUCUCCAUGGUGCUGUGUGUGUGUCAGGACUCCUCUGGCCUGGGAUUCAUGGGCAGGCCCGGCCUCCAGCGCCCCCAGCCCCCUGCUGGCCUCCCUGCCCCUGCCUGCCAGGCCUCUGCAGCCCCCGCUGGACUUCAAGCACUUGCUCGCCUUCCACUUCAAUGGCGCUACCCCGCUCAGUCUCACCCCCAACUUCAGCACGAUGGACCCAAUCCAGAAAGCUGUCAUCAGCCACACGUUUGGGGUCCCCUCCCCUCUGAAGAAGAAGCUCUUCAUUUCCUGUAACAUCUGUCACCUGAGGUUCAACUCAGCGAACCAAGCUGAAGCACAUUACAAAGGCCACAAACAUGCCAGAAAACUCAAGGCUGUCGAAGCCGCCAAGAGCAAGCAGAGGCCACAAACCCUGGCCCGGGAUGGGGUGCUGGUGUCCCCCACCCUGACUCCAGCCAGUGGAUCCCCUGGAGAGCCGCACAGCAAAGCCGUUCCUGCAGCCCCACCCCCUGGCCCCCAACUCCAGCCACCGCUGACUUUGACCGACCCCACGCCGAGGGAGCCGGCUCACUCAGAUCUCUUGGAUGCUGCCUCCUCUUCCUCUUCUUCCUCCUGCCCACCCUGCUCCCCGGAGCCUGGGAGAGAGGCGCCAGGGCCUGAGCCCUCAGUGGCUGCUGUGGGAAACGGUGUGAACGGGGAGGGCAGGAGCGAGAAGGGGCGCCUCUAUUGCCCCACGUGCAAGGUGACAGUGAACUCUGCCUCCCAGCUUCAGGCUCACAACACAGGAGCCAAGCACCGGUGGAUGGUGGAAGGUCAGCGAGGUGCUCCUCGAAGGGGCCGGGGCCGCCCUGUGCCCCGGGGAGGCGGACACAAGGCCAAGAGAGUGGCAGGGGGCCAGGGCAGCCGACAGGGGCCCAGCCCCCCCUUUCACUGUGCCCUGUGUCAGCUCCAGGUCAAUUCGGAGACCCAACUCAAGCAGCACCUGAGCAGCAGGAGGCACAAAGACCGCCUGGCUGGGAAGCCCCCCAAGCCCUCCAGCCAGCACAGCAAGCUGCAGAAACAUGCAGCGCUGGCUGUGAGUAUCCUCAAGUCGAAGCUAGCCUUGCAGAAGCAACUCACCAAGACACUUGCAGCCCGCUUCCUGCCCAGCCCGAUCCCCGCCGCUGCCGCAGCCAUCUGUGCGCUGCCAGGGCCCCUGGCCCUCAGGCCUGCCCCCACAGCAGCCACCACCCUCUUCCCAGCUCCCAUCCUGGGCCCGGCUCUGUUUCGCACCCCAGCAGGAGCCGUCCGCCCUGCCACAGGGCCCAUCGUCUUUGCCCCCUACUAGGCUUCCUGGGGAGGCCGGGGCUCGGCACCCAGCAGUCGCUGUCCUUGCCUCCUCUUCCCGAGAUGCCUCAGUUUCCUCCAUCCCCUAGGAGACUGCUAUUUACAGCCAAAGCUUCCUGCCCAAUCUAGGAAGAGCUGGGCUACUUUUAAGGGCAGCUGCCCUUUGCCCAGUCUGGACUACGGAUUCAACUACAACCCUCCUGGCCCAAGACCUUCCAACCCUCCUCUCCCCAGCCUCCUGAGGCUGGCACUGGGCUCCCCUGCAUUGCCCAGCCUGAUUUGCAGGGAGCAAACUGAGAAAUCCCAAAGAUCUAUGCAAAAUCCUAGCCCCAGCCCCAUGGUGCUCUCAUUUCCCCCACCUGAGACCUAGAACCCCAUGGUCCGAGGUCCUAGGAAUCUUAACUUUGAGCCUGGCAAGAAGUCUAGAGAAGAGGCCCUCUCCAUUCACUGGACUCUCUGGAGAAUCACUGGAGGUGGCAGAUGGGGUCUCAAGCUGGACAGGGUUCAAGGCUAUCUGGACAAGGUGACCCUGGGGGAGUGGAAGAAGACUGUGGAGGAGAAAGGGGGGGCAGGGAGCAAAGCCAGGGUGGGGCUGGGGCUGAGAGAUUUUGGGGUUCCUCCGCUGUGAUCAGACAGGGCUGGGAGAGGGGUAGGGGAGGGUGAUUUUCUGGCUGGGCCCAGUUUUAACAGAGGUCAUCAAUCCCACACAAGCUCUCUCCUCAGCCUUUCACUGAUUUCUCCUGAACCCCAGCUGGGGGUGGAGGGUGGUGGUGGGCAUUGGAUCUCGCCAGACUAUGGACCCAGCUAACACCAACCCCCCCUCCCCCAGGGCUCCCAAAAGAAGAGCUUUCCCCUCAGGCUCCUCACCCCAAACCGGUCCCCAGCACUAAAUCCAGCUUCCCCUCUUCCCAAGCAGAAUCCUGCCCCCUCCCUGUGAAGCUGAGUGUUGGGAUCCAGGCUGACACACUCAAGACCCAUUUUCAUGCUGUCAAAGUUAAUGUCACAACCUCCAUCCCACCCCCCAGCACUGCUCUGUCACCCCACAAUAUGGGACUUUGCCAGUAUCCACCUGUAUCUUUUCCUUUUUUAGAUAUUUCCAAUGGGAGGACAAGAAGGGGGGAGGGGAGGGGAACCUUUUGAUAACAGUUGUGGUUUUAUUGUGUCCAAUGCAUCAAUAAAUGAAUUCAAGCCCGA